AUGCCGCCCAUCAAGCUCUCCCUGGACGGCCAAAAUCUGACCAUCCCCGCCGUGCCCCUGACGCCCUCGGCCUUUGCGCCGUUUGGCGACGUCAUCCAGAACCCGCACCCGGCCGUGGCCCCCUCGGCGACGCUGCCGCCGCACCUCGCCCUGCGCGCCGUGUCCGCGAACCAGGGCACGGCCAUCAAGUACCAGCACCCCUCGGUGCCGGUGAACCACUACGCGACGGCCCCGUCCGGCACGCCCGCCCAGCCGGUGCUCAACCUCUUCGUGUGCGCCGCGCGGCCCCUCGACCACCCGCACCCGCCGGCGCCGCCCCCGAUCUCGACGCUGCUGCCCUACACGCCCGUCGUGCACCAGGGCCCGGGCCUCUUCCGCGUGCGCAUCCUCGAGCGCCACCCCUUUACCACCCAGACGUUUGCCCCGCUGGCCGGGCCCGACCGCAGCCCCGCCGCCGGCUACCUCGUCAUCGUCGCGCCGAGCAGGGCCGCCGGUCCCGCGGACGAGGGGCUGCCGAACCCCGACCCGGCCGCCGUCGCCGGAUCCGCGUCCGGAACCUCCGGCUACCCCGGUCGCGGCGUGCCUGAUCUCGCCGGCCUCCGGGCCUUUGUCGCGACGACGGGCCAGGCCGUCACGUACGGCGCCGGCACCUGGCAUGCGCCCAUGGUGGCGUUGGGGCCGCAGGGCACGAGCGUCGAGUUUGUCGUGACGCAGUUUGCCAACGGCGUCGCCGACGAGGACUGCCAGGAGGUCGUCUUCGGGGCGGGCCAGGACGGCAGCGUCGUCGUGCAGGUGCCGGAGCGGUCUGGGCUCGGCGGGCUGGCGAAGCUGUGA
Verticillium nonalfalfae is the source of this 834-nucleotide messenger RNA. RefSeq lists its product as uncharacterized. The record is from RefSeq and is a predicted model, not a curated record. The transcript has a single exon. The coding region runs from base 1 to 834 and encodes 277 amino acids. Gene Ontology annotation, biological process: allantoin catabolic process. Gene Ontology annotation, molecular function: ureidoglycolate lyase activity; ureidoglycolate hydrolase activity. NCBI's taxonomy places the organism in Eukaryota, Fungi, Ascomycota, Sordariomycetes, Glomerellales, Plectosphaerellaceae.